This is a messenger RNA of Seriola aureovittata, 6255 nucleotides long. Its product is annotated as FERM, ARHGEF and pleckstrin domain-containing protein 1-like. The transcript has 13 exons. Gene Ontology annotation, cellular component: cytoskeleton. The record is from RefSeq and is a predicted model, not a curated record. Lineage: Eukaryota; Metazoa; Chordata; Actinopteri; Carangiformes; Carangidae. Bases 293 to 2974 code for a protein of 893 amino acids. Gene Ontology annotation, molecular function: guanyl-nucleotide exchange factor activity; cytoskeletal protein binding.
UUCGCUCUUCAUUGUUUAAGUGGAAAGCUCAAUGCUCGGUUUCCCACAUUUGUUUCAAUGGCUACCACAUAGAAACCACGUCCCACCUGAGAGGGAGCGGUUUAGCUGCGAAGAGAGAGAGACACAGAGGGACUACCGAGUCAAAACUUAACCGCAUGACCGCACUGUGUGGGAUUUACCGUCUGCACUGCAAAUAAAAGCUCUUACGGACAAUCUGUGGAUCCUGAGGAAAGAGGGGACGUAAACAGAGGCCCCUGCAGCUCGAGAGCGCCUCACUGUAGCGUCUGUCACCAUGGUCGAACCAGCCGACAGGCCGUCUACAGCCGGUCAGAGGCUGGGCGCCCCGGAAAGUUUCGGAGUGUCCACCCUGGAGCCGGGCCUACGUCCUCCUGCUCAGCCUCCAGGGAGGCAGGUCUCCAUACGGGUGCAGAUGCUCGAUGACACACAGGAAGUCUUCCAGAUAUCACAACGCUCCCCCGGCAAAGUGCUGUUUGACCUGGUUUGUGUGCAUCUCAAUCUGACGGAGGGAGACUAUUUUGGGCUGGAGUACCAGGACCACCGCAAGAUGACGGUGUGGCUGGAUCUGCUGAAGCCGACGCUGAAACAGAUCAGACGGCCCAAAAACACCAUCCUUCGCUUUGUGGUGAAGUUCUUCCCCCCUGACCACACACAGCUCAUGGAGGAGCUGACUCGGUAUCUGUUCGCGCUGCAGAUUAAACGCGACCUUGCCUGUGGCCGUCUCAUCUGCAACGACACCAGCGCCGCUCUCAUGGUCUCCCACAUCAUUCAGUCGGAGAUAGGAGACUUCGAUGAGACCCAGAGCUGGCAGCACCUCCUCCACAACAAAUACCUGCCGGACCAGGACGCCAUCAGAGACAAGAUCACCGACUGCCACCGCAAGCACGUCGGGCAGACUCCAGCAGAGUCAGACUACCAGCUGCUGGAAAUCGCUCGGCGGCUGGAGAUGUACGGCGUUCGCCUGCACCCGGCCAAGGACAGAGAGGGGACGAAGCUCAGCCUGUCCGUGGCUCACACUGGGGUGCUGGUUUUCCAGGGGUACACAAAGAUUAACGCCUUCAACUGGUCCAAGAUUCGCAAACUCAGCUUCAAACGCAAAAGGUUCCUAAUCAAGCUGAGAGCAGACCCCGCUCAGAACGCCCACCACGACACGCUGGAGUUCGCCAUGGCCAGCAGGGAUUGUUGCAAGGUCUUCUGGAAGAUCUGCGUAGAGUAUCACGCCUUCUUCAGGCUCUUCGAGGAACCCAAGCCCAAACCCAAGCCCAUCCUGUUCACCAGGGGGUCCUCGUUCCGGUUCAGUGGUCGAACUCAGAAGCAGAUCAUCGAUUAUGUGAAAGACUCGGAGCUCAAGAAAGUCCCAUUUGAAAGGAAGCACAGCAAGAUUCUGUCCAACAGAGGCAUGUCCCCCCAGUCGUCUUCCUUCAGAUCACAAGUGCCAAAAGAGAGUGCCAUGUCUGUCGCGUUAGCGGACCAGCCUGACGCAGCCAGACUGGGCCUCCAAGCUGAGUCUAAUGGUUCGGAGGAGCCGCCACUGGUCACGGCCUCCGCCAACGGUUUUCAAGAUAUACCUGCAGCGCCUGGCUCAGACCCGAUUCAGUCCAGACAGAACCACCACGGCACCGGAUCAGCGCCGCAGCCGCAGCUCCUCAACCCAGGUCCAUCCUGCAGGGCAAACAAAGGCAGCAGCUCUUCUAUUCCUUACAUAGACUGCAGCGACAUAGACAGUGAAUGUGAUGUGACAAAGCACGGCAGGGUUACCAGGGGCCACAGCAAUGCAAAUGACAGCAAUGAGGAUGAGCCUGCUGCAUAUAAUAAUAAGCAUGAGAGUAGAAUUCGCAAUGGGGGGCAAGUUGGGAACCUGUUUGGGGCUGUUAAUGGGUUUUACCACACCAAUCACCAGGGGCUGAUGCAGAUGCAGCAGCAGCAUCAUCAGCAGGGCAUGCUGGGUAACAGAAACAAUGCAGAUCAGGCUCCAGUGUCUAAUAAGUUUAGUCUGAGUCAUGAGCUAACAGAUGAUGAAAUCUUGUCAAAUGGAGGUUCGUUUCAUGGUCGUCUUCCCCUCCACAGCACGCUGUUGGACGAGAUCUUUCAGGGUCGAGACAAGCGAGCUGCUGCGAUAGGUCGACCGUUAGGAACUGGGACUCGGAGUCAGUGCUCCAGCCCGGUGAUCAGCAGCUUCCACCACCGCACAAACUCACUCAGUCACGCCGAGACGACGAACGGUCACGCUCAGCCGCGCUCAGGCUCACGCUGGGAUGACGGCGGACAUUAUUUCAGUAAACGUCCGGGAGCGGUCCCCGUGGACACUCCCACUGUCCCGCCGUCAUCCCACCCACCGAACCACUACGGCAGCUACUCCCCGAUCACCUCAAACCGCACACCGACACAUGUGGCCAAACCGUAUUGUAACAACAACAUGAGGAACCGCUCUGAUACUGAUCCCUUCAUUCUUAGCCAGCUGACCUCUACUCCCAUCCACCACCACGACCCUCAUCGCCCCGGGCUGCACGCCCAAGCCCCUUGCUCUGCCCCGAUGGAGCGAAGGAUGAUCAUAACUAAUGGCAAUCAUGUGGGAAACCACGCGGUUCCAAGUCAGGCGCGGUCCAGUACGGUGCAGCGGUUGUUUGGCCGCCAGGGAAAACCCAACAUACACAACAAUCUAAACCAGCCGGUCCAGAUGAUCGACGGGUCCACCAGCAGCGGCACUGACACCAGUGACACUGAGUCAGACACUGGGAGCAGUGCGUACAGUCAGCCGUUAAUGUACGGCAACCCUGCCGCUGUCAGUUCCCUCAAUUCAGUCAACUCGAAUGGCGUGCACUCGUCCCCGCUGCCUCGUAACAAAUUCUCCUACGGGAGUCUGCAGCUGGGGGACGGGGAAGAUGGAGAGGGAGAGGAGGAGGGAUGUUACCACUUUAAUGAGGAAGAUAUAGGCGGUCGGGUUUUCAGCUGUUGAGAGGGAUUUGUAUAAGACAUAGUUGAGCCUCAAAUUAAUCAUUAUUAUGCGCAAUAAAUCUAAUCCUGUUAUGUAAGAAUAGUAAUAUCUUAAUUUAGUAUAUAACAGAUAAACGACUUUGUAAAGCUGGUUUCAUCCUCUUGGCGAGUUUUCAAAAAUCUAACACUCAACUACCUUUUAGGAAGACUGAAAACCAUCCCAUUAAUAUUUGAAUAUUGAACCUUUUUACAUUAGUUUAGCUGUGAUACACCUUUUGAGCAAAGGCACUAACAUAUUUUUGGAAUGAGGACAUUUUUACAUAUCGUGAGCUUUUUAACUGUGAAUAGAAACACCUACAGAACCUGACUUUUAGAUGAAGCGAUCGUCCUUUACUUCGCUUCUAAACCCCACAAUUUUUGUAUCGGAUUUUGUAUGCUAGCCCCUUCGCGAAACAGCUGACCUGAGUCCAACUUUACAUGUAGUAAAAACUUCCGCUGGCACUUUGUCGAAAGGAGAAUCAACUAAAAGCCUCGAGGCAAUUUUGCCAGCUCUCUGUAAAAAGUUAAAGAAUGAGCAAACCUUCUUAUAAUGUGCCAUAACUUAAAAACUGUAUAGGAGCAUGUGCAGAUGAAUAAUACAGAUUUUUGUAGGGAAGUCGGGAUAUUGUCAUAGAAAUUGAAAGGUAAAGGUAAACCUUCACGUGUAGAGUUGUAGUUUUUGUGAGGAAGAGAUUUCUACAAUUCUUCCCUAAUCAUUUGAUAGCAUUGAUAUAAUCCAUGUGAGUCUAUUUUAUUUAGGAAGAAAUUCUGCUGCUUGUAGCUCACUUUUGUCAAUGAGAAAAAACUAAGUUUGUUGUCGAGAUAUAAAGAUGUUGAAGCGAGGCAUAAGUUGAUUUGUAGGUGGCACUGAUUUUAGCUUGAUGGCUCGUUCUGAGAGCUGUCGAGUUGACCAGGAUCUGCUGCCUUGCUGUAUAAUUAAACCCUGAUAGGAAUCUGUUUGUAGUUAUAAUGUUGUAGUUCCCUGAUGUAGCAUUUUCUCUAAGAUCAAACUUUUCUAAUUAUUUGACUGUUGUCUUGUGCAAUAGAAAGGCUUUAAGAUAAUAGCUGGAGUUUAUUGAGGGAUUUCAAUGGGAAGUGAUGGAGGUUUAAAGGGGAACACAGACGGUUUGUGAAGCAGUGUGGACUGUUUGGACUGUGUCCGACCACAAGGAUAACAUGAAUUGAUAGUCUCCUCUAAUUGUACAGUACAUUUGAAUGUCCUUGGUAGAGAAUGGGUUAUACUUAGAAUAAUACACUUGACUUGUAGAAAAAAUGUGUUUCAUGUGUAAGCUAUUGGGAUCUGUUGGAGGACGAGCGCUGUAGCUAAUGGUCAGUCUGCCUUCGAAUUCGGUUUUGGCCGAGCUAAAGUCCUUUUCUUCAGAGCACUUUUUCAUACUUUGAGUUUCUGUCUGUCUGUUGUGGGCAACUUGCACUGUAAUUUGGAUGUUUGUGGUAGAAAUGUUUGUCGUAAUUCUCUUUUACAUUCACCAUUAGUGGAAAACCAGGAAUUUGAAUAGAUUUGUAAGUUGAAAUGUUAGGGAAACAACAUUUAUAUCUGUAUUUUUGAUAAUAACUGAAGCUCUGUGUGUCUACAUUUAUACUUCAGAUGCAUUACCUCUGCUACUUCUGUGGGUCUUUAUUUCUUUCUAUCAUUCUUUUUUCUUUCUUUUCACGGUUUUACGCAUUCACACACACUUGAUGAUCAAUAAUCAGAACCAACAACUGUCGUCCUUAAACCUGUGACCAUCCAUAGCUCUCUGCUUUGCUUGGCUUGGCCCUUGGCAUGCACUACUACCACACAACAACAACAGAAGGAAACUCACUGUUAUCUUUCACUUUCUUUGGAUGCUGUUUUUCUCUUCUGUUACAAGGCUGUUUAUUGAAGGUGUGCUGGCCUCCCAUCCCCAUCACUGUCAUUUGCUGGCUGUCUGCUCACUACGACACACUUUUUUUGUUUUCACUGCAAAAAACUGACUUGGGACAAACUUUGCUGAAUUAAGUAAAUAAUCGCUGCACUUCUCUUGCACUGAACUUCGGUCCGGGGGCUAAAUGUCUGUAUUUCCUAAAAAAAAAAAAAAAAAAAAAGUUGCCCAAAAGUCAAUAGUGGUGAAAUGACUCGCAGGAUGUCGAGCAGUCAAAAUGGGUGAAUUGCCAUGAAAGUGGGCACACAUGUCCAUGCCCCCCUCAGGAUGAAUUAUACUAACUAACCUGGUGAUGUGACAUUUCAGCUAGCGCCCUCACCUGGUCAAAAUCAUUUCUUUGUCUUAUGACCAAAUGCCUGCAACUCUAAUGACAUUCCCUGCAGCUUUAAGCGCAGUGUGUCUUAAGUGCUAAUUAACAAGCGUUAGCUUAACUACCGGGCUUAAGUAUGCUUGUGAAAAUGGUAAACAUGAUAUCAGCAUGUUAGCAUGCUGAUAUUAGCAUUAAGCUUGAAGAACAGCUGUCACUUUUUUUUCCUGACUUUGUGUUUGGGAAAUACAGACAUUCCUGUGAGUUAAGGUGGAUUACUUAUUCACUAAUGACCCUUUUAGCAGUUUACUGUUUACAGUUAGCAUACAUACUUAAACACAGAGGUUCAAGCUAUGAGGUGACUUAACUCGGACAAAAUGUCAUUAAGAUUUUAUCACCUUUUAAAUUCAAGCAACCUUCUUUUUCCUCAGAGCUACUGCUUCUUCCUGAAACAAAUGUUCAUGCUUUGUAAAUGCACUGUUUUUAAGCAUGUUUGGUUAUUUUUGGAUUGGGGGGGGGGGUGGAGGAGGAAAUGCUCCUCAACACUGUUUUCUCACCAUUUUCUUUUCUUUAUUCUGAAUGCAUGUUAACCAGGCGAGGCAAAAGUCUCUGCUUUUCUGUCAUGCUGCUCUGCUUUUUCUCACUGUGUCACUCGGUGUUUCUGUCACGGGGCUCUAAAUGGUUUCAAAUGUUUGAGAGGCUGUAGGUGCAGUACGACAAAAAAAAAAUGUUUAGGUUUGCGUUCUUUCGGACACAAACUCCUCUUCACUUCACGUGGGAUGUUAGACUUUUCAUGCCUUUCUCAUUACUGCACCCUCAUGAUUAAUUAACUGCACCCUGUCUUUCUUUCUUUUUUUAAUAUUUAGAAACCAUUUGUGUUUUGCUCCAGGUUUCCUCACUGUGCACAAGUACAAAACAAGGGCUGACUCAACUCCAGUGCUCUUAUAACAGAGGGCGGGAGGGCGAAGGUAGACAGACACAAGUAAAGUUAAGCUUAAUGCAAACGUAAGUGUAAAAAAAAAAAAGAUAUAAUUG